AUGAAGAGCUUGAGCACUGACUCUUCUUCAUUUUCCGGCUACGAACUGGCUGGCCCUAGUGGCACAGGCGGCAGAGCCAAGUCACGGUCUAUUGGGUCUGACAGUUCGACCGGUCAGAGGGAUAUGAUCAGAGUGGUGUUGUUGUUAACAACCGUGGCACUUUCUUGUCUUUUGGUCUAUAAAUCUGUGGACAAGCCUCUCCAAGUGAUGUUGCCUCAAUGGAAAACAAGUUGGUACUCACAAAACCAAACUUCCUUAAAGCCAGUACAACAUAAAGAACCGGUUUCAGAGCUAGAGAGAGUACUGAUGAGCGCUGCUAUGGAGGACAACACGGUUAUCAUAACAGCGUUGAACAACGCGUGGACAGCUCCAAACUCUACGUUUGAUUUGUUUCUAGAGAGUUUUCAGACAGGACUAGGGACAGAGAGGCUAUUAAAACAUGUUAUUGCGGUUUGCCUGGAUAGCAAGGCAUAUGACCGAUGUAUGCAGGUUCAUUCUCAUUGCUACUUGAUCAACGCCACUGAUUCAGACGAGCUCGCGGGGAAAAACCGGUUCAUGUCUCCCGGUUACUUGAAGCUCAUUUGGCGACGAAUGGAUCUCCUAAGAGAAGUUCUCAGUUUAGGCUAUAACUUCCUCUUCACGGAUGCUGACAUCUUAUGGCUACGUGAUCCAUUCCCACGGUUCUUUGCAAACGCCGAUUUCCAAAUAUCAUGUGAUGAUUACAAUGGAAAACCUUCUGACAAAACCAACCACGUAAAUUCAGGAUUCACAUAUGUCAAAGCCAAUAACAAAACCCGAAAUUUCUACAAGUAUUGGUGCGACUCGAGCAAUAGAUUCCCUAAAAGACAUGACCAACAUGUUUUCAAUUCCAUCAAGAACGAACCGAUCGUCGCGGAAAUCGGGAUUACCAUGAGGUUCUUGGACACGGUUUACUUCGGCGGGUUUUGUGAGCCGAGCCGUGACAUCAACGUUGUUAACACUAUGCAUGCAAAUUGUUGUAUUGGUUUGGACAACAAAGUGAAGAAUCUUAAAGCCGCUCUUGAAGAUUGGAAGAAGUAUUUGUUGGCUAAUACAACCGUGACCGAGACUAAAUGGAAUAUUCCACCAAGGUGUGGUUAUUAGAGAGGUUGUGAA
Messenger RNA from Capsella rubella, 1134 nucleotides. RefSeq lists its product as uncharacterized. The transcript has 3 exons. Bases 1 to 1122 code for a protein of 373 amino acids. Lineage: Eukaryota; Viridiplantae; Streptophyta; Magnoliopsida; Brassicales; Brassicaceae. The record is from RefSeq and is a predicted model, not a curated record.